AUGUCCACUGGCUAUCCAACGGCUUUAGGUGCUCGUCCAAUUACUCCGCUAUCGCCUGGCGUCAAGCUUGGCCGUCAACGUCCCACGAUUCCGCCGCAGCCUAUGGACAAUAGGCAAACAGACUAUUCGCAAUCAGGUACGAAACUUGGACUUCCACUCACCGAUUCUUCAAUCUCGGACGACGCUCAGAGAGACGCCUCUUCAGAUCAGCCAUCCGCUGCGCAUUACCCGUCGAACCCAGACUCCCGUUCGGCCAACUUCUCCUCCAGUACGGCCACUCCUAACUCGGAAUACGGGAUCGCCCCUUCCUCGGCGCGUUCCAGCACUUUCCCCGACUACCAAAGGCCCUAUCACCCGAAUAUCGCCCCUGGAGCGAACCAACAGCAAGGAAUGGCCCAAGCAACAAGUCCGUCCAUGCCUUUGAAUGCUUCUGGCUCUCCCAAUGGCCAAUCUGCCACCUCUCCCAACAUGAGAUCUGACCAAACGCAACAAAUAGAUCCCUCCAUCGCGGCCGCCACCAGCCCUACGUAUCCUCCGCAGCAUCAUCAAUAUUCCCCUUACACGCCUUCUCCCGCCGACAUGUCCCAUUACGCGGGCCAUCCGGGGGUGUAUGGACGCCCAGAGUGGGCAGGGGGUCAAUAUGGAGCCUCCCCGAUGUACGCGCAUUCGGCCGUGACAUCGGGCGGACCGCUGCCAGCCCUGGUUUCACCGGGCGCCCACCCGCUGUCGACCGUUUACUCCUUUGUCCCGAUCCCGGGCGCGCAACAGCAUAAACGACCACGUCGAAGAUACGAGGAAAUCGAGCGCAUGUACAAGUGCGGAUGGAAUGGAUGCGAGAAGGCUUAUGGAACCCUGAACCAUUUGAACGCGCAUGUCACCAUGCAAUCCCAUGGCACCAAGCGCACUCCCGAAGAAUUCAAGGAAAUUCGCAAGGAAUGGAAACAGAAAAAGAAGGAGGAGGAAGCCGCGCGCAAAGCCGAAGAUGAACGUCACCGACGCGACGCCGAACAACGCGCCAGUGAGGGAGGCUCGGAAUCCCACCCCUACAAUCCCCCGCAUAUCGGUGCUCCCCCCUCCAUGCCCGGAGGUCCCCAACUGCCACCGAUCGGCUAUGGUCCGCCCGGUCAGAACCAACCGACGCAAGCUGGCUACGGCGGCCAGAGCCCAAUGACCGCCCAGUAUCCGCCCAACAGCCAGAUGUAUAACAGCGGCCAACCAACCAGCGGUGGCAAUUACCCUCCAUCUCCAUACGCUCCGAACAACCCUCAAAUGUACCAACAGCAUAACAAUGGCUCGGGCAACUAUCAGCCGUAG
Eremomyces bilateralis CBS 781.70 is the source of this 1314-nucleotide messenger RNA. RefSeq lists its product as uncharacterized. Bases 1 to 1314 code for a protein of 437 amino acids. The record is from RefSeq and is a predicted model, not a curated record. The transcript is spliced from 4 exons. Gene Ontology annotation, biological process: regulation of DNA-templated transcription. Lineage: Eukaryota; Fungi; Ascomycota; Dothideomycetes; Eremomycetales; Eremomycetaceae.